Drosophila suzukii is the source of this 1180-nucleotide messenger RNA. Its product is annotated as L-aminoadipate-semialdehyde dehydrogenase-phosphopantetheinyl transferase. NCBI's taxonomy places the organism in Eukaryota, Metazoa, Arthropoda, Insecta, Diptera, Drosophilidae. The record is from RefSeq and is a predicted model, not a curated record. Gene Ontology annotation, molecular function: holo-[acyl-carrier-protein] synthase activity; magnesium ion binding. Gene Ontology annotation, cellular component: cytosol.
AAAUUGUAAACGGGAACACAGCUGAGUUUUGUAGCGCAGUAUUUUUGCAGUAUAUUUAUAAGGCGUAAUCGCUGGGGGAUUUUUACCCUGACCACUUGUGGCCAUACUGCCAUUACAAUAGCAAAUUUGUAAAAACAUUGCAAAGCGAAAACGCCCUAGAAAGCAAUGAUUGUAAAGGCAAUUAGAUAGUUUUAAAUCGCAUCGAAAUGAGCAAGCACAUUUGCACCCGCUGGGCCUUUGACCUGGGCAGCUGGAAGCCCACACUCACACAACUGAGUCAGGCAGUGGCCUCAAUUCAGCCCGAGGAACGCGUUCGCCUCAUGAAGUUCCACUUCAUCGAUGACUUUCUGUCCUCGCUAAUUGGCCGGCUAUUGAUGCGGAAAUAUGUGAGCACAUGCAGUGGAUUGCCGCACCACCAAGUCAAGUUCGCCAGGGAUGUGCGGGGAAAACCUUAUUGGGUGAGGGAGGAUAUCGAUGGGCCACCACUCAGCUUCAAUGUCUCCCACCAGGGAAGCCUAGUUCUCCUGGCAGGGAUCACAGGAGAAGCCAGUGAUCCCGACUUUGGAAUCGGCACAGAUGUCAUGAAGAUCGAGUACAGUGGCGGCAAGUCCCUGUCGGAAUUCUUUCGCCUGAUGAAGGGCAAGUUUUCGGCCCAGGAAUGGAGCUAUAUUGGAAGACCCCAGCAUGAUGAGCGGAAACAAGUCAAGGCCUUCAUGCGACACUGGUGCCUCAAGGAGGCUUACGUCAAGGAGUUAGGAGUUGGCAUAACUGUGGAUCUGGAAAAGAUCAGCUUUUCCGUGGACACCACUCAUCCGCUGAGCUCGGAGGUGUCUCCCUUAACCGGAACCAGCCUACGUUGCCAUGAUCAACCCAUGGAGAACUGGCAUUUUGAGGAGCAUUUACUGGAGGAGGACUACUGCGCAGCCAUUGCAUUCCGUAACUGCUUGCCACAGGUGCAUGGAAGGUUUCAGUUCCUUGGAGUUGAGGAACUUCUUGUAAAGAGUCUCGAAUCGGAACAGGAUGAUGUGAUCAGCUACUGCCAAAAGGCUUUGCUUAAGCCCUACAAACGAUCAUGAACUAAAGCCCACAAAAGUAGAUCCUAAAAUAGAUUUUUUAUCCGUAGAAUAAACAUGCUUUUAUAUUUUUUCAAUAGUUGUGCCCAAUUUGGAAUAAUUUGUAA